UUAUCCUUUUGGAUUUUUUUUAAUUUGGGCAUUUUGCUGUUUCAAUUUAGAUUCAGGAGUUUUGAAUGUGGCUCUCUGUUUUCUUUAAUCUUUAAAGAUAUGUUUGGUAUUUCGUAAAUUACUUUUUCUUUUUGGCCUUGAGCCUUGGGUGAGAAUUGGGUGGGGGAGAAAAGUAGAUUCUAGAGCAAAAUUCCCUUGUAACAGCAAAAUUGACUUUUUUUAAAAAAAAAAUUACUUUUUUGAAUAAAAUGGACGAGGAAGGUGGGUUAAAUGAUUGGUUAUGGACUUAUCUUAGUUUGUUUUUAUGGUGGGCUGAGUCUUAGUGCUUGUUAGUCAUUAGUGAUUAGUUUAUACUUUCUUCUUCUUCUUCUCCUAUGCCAUACUGUCAUUACUUUGGUCAACCCCUCUUUGUAUCUUCAUCUUCUGUAUACAACAUUCAUGCUGCCAACUCUCCUCAGUGCCACCAGCGGCCCAUUUUGAGCACAAUUAAAGCAUUUCAAGUCCGUCGCACAAGAUGUCAACCAUGGAGAAUCCAACAAACAUUGUGUGGCAUAAAAGCCCAGUGGAGAAACUUGAUAGGCAACAUUUACUUCAGCAGAAAGGCUGUGUCAUAUGGAUUACUGGUCUUAGUGGUUCAGUUAUACUUGCAUAGCAGUAAUCAUGCUGCUGGUAUAACCCUUCUGGAAUUAUACAUCUCAAUAACCAGAAAGCAAGGUGAUGAUACCUACAUGAAAGGAAAAAGCACUGUGGCAUGUGCUUUGAGUCAAGGCUUGCACAUGAGAGGAAAGCUGACCUACAUCCUUGAUGGUGACAAUGUUCGGCAUGGUCUAAAUCGUGAUCUUAGUUUCAAAGCAGAAGAUCGUGCAGAGAACAUACGAAGAAUUGCUGAGGUAGCUAGGCUCUUUGCGGAUGCUGGCAUCAUUUGUAUUGCUAGUUUAAUAUCUCCAUACAGAAAGGACCGAGAUGUCUGCCGUGCAUUAUUUCCUGAAGGGGAUUUUAUUGAGGUGUUCAUGGACGUGCCACUCCAUGUGUGUGAGAAUAGGGACCCGAAGGGCCUUUACAAGCUUGCCCGAGCUGGAAAAAUCAAAGGUUUUACAGGGGUUGAUGAUCCAUAUGAGCCACCAUUAAAUUGUGAGAUAGUAUUGCAGCAGAAAGGUAGGGACUGUGUCCCCCCAGGUGAGAUGGCCGAAACCGUGAUAUCGUACUUGGAGGAGAAGGGGUAUUUGCAGGCGUAAUAGAAGACAAGGGCUUCCAGUUCUUCGGCGCCAGGGCUGCUUCUACCUUAUCAUAACAUCCUGCAAAAAACCCUUUAGUUUUUCCAGUCAAAAAAUAAAACUAAAGAGUUUCUCCUUCCUUGCGGUUAGGAAAUUGCUCGUUUCCUGCGUACUCCAGUUCCAUCCAUCAAAUUAAUUAAUCGAUUGAUUAAUCAAUUUUAUUUGGUUCGAAAGCUGCCUUGUGCAAUGUGGCUUUCGAGACCAUCCAGACUGCAAUAAAGCAGUGGAACUUGGGAAGGAGUUCAUGUAUUCAUUUGUGUAAUUGUGUAAUGAGAUUUAACAUGUAGAAUAAUUUUUGCAUAGCUGCUGCACUGCUUGCCUGUA
Molecule: messenger RNA, 1598 nt
Organism: Prunus dulcis (almond)
Lineage: Eukaryota; Viridiplantae; Streptophyta; Magnoliopsida; Rosales; Rosaceae
Product: adenylyl-sulfate kinase 1, chloroplastic
Exons: 8
Coding region: 375-1235 (286 amino acids)
Biological process (GO): sulfate assimilation
Molecular function (GO): ATP binding; adenylylsulfate kinase activity
Source: RefSeq, a predicted model, not a curated record